Molecule: messenger RNA, 1578 nt
Organism: Fusarium tjaetaba
Lineage: Eukaryota; Fungi; Ascomycota; Sordariomycetes; Hypocreales; Nectriaceae
Exons: 4
Coding region: 1-1578 (525 amino acids)
Cellular component (GO): nucleus
Source: RefSeq, a predicted model, not a curated record
AUGGUGCGCCAUAUCUCCCGGGUCUACCUCCUAACAGACUUUGUGAACGCCUACCGCGAGAAGCUCUACUUUCAACCACUUCCGCUGUUUGAUCCGAAGCGUCUCCUGUUGAAGAUCGGGACAUUACCUCAGUACCUCCGGUGGAGCUUCCUUGCUUUGUCACUUCAUUACACAAGUCAUAAUUUCUACUAUGGAUUGGAAGGGAAGGCUAUUGAGUAUUAUACCACGUCGGCGAGGAGUGUAAUCGUUGAUAUGGCGGCCGAAGGGCUUGUGCAUUUGGAGGUGAUGCAGGCUUUGUGUCUGCUUGCUUUGUGUGACCAUAUCGCUGGAAAGUCUUCUCGGGCCUGGAUGAUGAUAGGUAUGGCUGCAAAGCUAGAGUCGCUUCGUCUCUCAGACUCAAAGGUCAGCGGAUCGCGACAGUCUGAUGAUGCGAUCUCAAGGUGUCACUGGAGCAUCGCCAUUCUAGAAAGCACCUUUACUCCCCACUGUAACACUCUCUUCGAAGUAGCCCACGCACCGAAUUAUCCCAAGAGCGUACCGCGACCAACGACUCUGCAUGGCAUGAAGACAUAUUGCGCCGACUUGACGGAUGCAUACGAAGCAAACGUCCAAGACGUAGGAAUUGUCGCAACCUGUCUCGGCUACAUCUCCGUCUGGGGCAGUAUCAUUUCUUACCUCCGCGACAUCCGCAACGGAGCAAACGAAUAUCCAUGGCUAGCAACCUCAAGACACAAUCAACUCACCGUCAAGCUAUACGAACUCGAAAACAUCACCUCCCACCGCCAUCUCAUCCGCAACGCCCCUUUCCCUGACCAACCCCCCUCUGAGCUCAGCGAAAACAGAGAAUACUGGGCCCCAUGGGUACUAUUCCAAGUGAUGAUGCACGCUACCCAAGCCAUCCUCAACAACCCCUUCGUCCAACUCGUCGCUCUUCGUCGCGCAGGUCGGAAUUUUCAACCACGCUCUUUUCUUCAGAAUACCGUUGAUCAGGCUUUGUUCCAUGCUGAGUGGGUUUCCAAACUUGUGAGCAUGUGUGCGGAUAGACAGUUUGAGGUCAAUGAUCCUUUGGUUGGACAGGCUGUUGCGGGAUGUGUUUCGAUACUGUGGAUAUUUCAGUUUGCGAGGGAUAGGAAGGUUUCGGAGAAGGCGAAGGAGAAUUUGAGUAUUUGCGAGACGUUUUUGGAGCAUUUAUCGCGGAAGUGGCCUCAUAUUGCUGAAAAGGUCGAGAUUCUACGCACGCUCAACAUUAAAGCGAAAAAGAAGCGACAAUCGCCACAAGAUGAUGAGUCCAGUAGCGCAACUAUUCAGUUUGAACCGGAUAUGAUGUGGGAGCUUCUUGAUCCCGCCAUGUCAGGCCGAGACUGGGCUGGCUUAUGCAAAGCUGGCGGGACUUAUGCUGCGACGAGCGCUACGAUCAAGGUCGCGACCAAGUUUAUACAUCCGAUUAACAGCGAUGAGGAUAACGAGCCGAUGGAGAAUUCUUCGCAUAAUUUAUUUGAUCUGGAGGAUAUUUAUGGAGAGCCGUUUCUAGAUCAGUUCUUUUCUGAUUCUUUGCUUGUCAAUAUCUCAGACACAUAG